AUGCUUGCCAUUCUGACCGUUGUGCCGUUAAAUAAUUUGAGUAUUUGUGCAGCUGCUGGUCUUAUUAUCACUUGUUUGUCCAUCGAUGCGACAUCGCCAUGGUAUAUUAUGUGUCUAGUUCUGGCGAUGUGCAUGUGUGCAGUGAAUCGUUUGUUCUUGAAUGCAGAGAAAUUCAUUACGAGUAGAGAUUGGGUAAUGGUACUUGGAGACGACAGGACACUGUCUAAUAUGAACGCCACACUGUUAACUUUGGAUCAGUUUACGAACGUGAUUGCACCCUUAUUCACAGGAGCCCUUGUCACCUGGGUUGGUCUUCGUGAAACAGUUGGAAUCUUUGGAAUUGCAUCCCUCGUAUCGAUGACUUCGAAAUCCAUUUUCCUCCGUUUGAUCUACAUUUCCAAUCCACUGCUUCAAGUUAAAAAGGAUAAAAAAGAGGAAAUUACGACUGAUCCAUUUUCAAAUUCCCGUCUGAACGAGUCCGUUGUGAAAACAUAUUGGCGACAAGUCUCAUUCUCAGCUGCAUUCGGAAUGGCUCUUCUUUUCAUGACAGUGAUGGGAUUCGAUGGAUUGGCAGUUGGAUAUGGAUCAAGUGCUGGACUACCUGAAUUCAUCAUUGGAGCAUUCAGGUCAUUUGGCUCAUUGACCGCAAUUCUGGGAGCAUUUUCUUAUGCAUUCUUUGAGAAACGAUAUAGUGUUGCCACGUCGGGACUACUUGGAUUGGUGGUUCAACAGUUCUUUGCUAUGAUGGCAGUAGUUUCUGUGUUUCUUCCUGGAUCUCCAAUGGAUCUCGGUGGAUAUUUUGGAAAUUUUACAGCUGGAGGAUGGUGGCAUGAUAUGGUUCACAGUUUCAAUGGAAACAAUGGAACUAACUUUGAUCCUCAUGUCGAUUGGAACCAUUUCAGUUCAGAUGGCGUCAGCUUGGUCAGUAUCUUUGUGUUUUUGAUUGCAAUUGCAUCUGCGAGAUACGGACUUUGGUGUCUCGACCUUGCCAUCACCCAUAUCAUGCAAGUGACUGUCCCUGAAAGAGAACGAAAUACAGUAUUUGGAAUGCAUAAUGCUCUUUCAUGCCUUUCAAUGAAUACUUCUUCUGCAUUAUUCAUUACUUUUAUGGUUAUUGCAAUGUUCCUUUGUGCAGUAAACCGACUUUUCAUCAAUGCAGAGAGAUUUAUAAUUGGAAGAGAUUGGGUUAUGAAGAUAGCAGAGGAAGGAGAACUGUCAAAGCUUAAUGCAACAUUACUGACUUUGGAUCAAUUUACAAACGUGAUUGGACCAUUGAUAACUGGAGCAUUGGUAACAUGCAUUGGUCUUCAAGAAACAGUUGGAAUAUUGGGUGCAGUCUCUCUCGUUUCAAUGAUAUCCAAAGCCUUCUUCCUCCGACUAAUCUACAUGUCAGUCCCAUCACUCCAAAUGAAAGAUGAUAAGCUAGAAGAAGUGUCAAAUCGUCGGAGUUCGAAUGUAAUCUACACCUAUUGGCGUCAAGAAUCAUUUGCAGCUGCCCUGGGAGAAGCAUUACUUUAUAUGACUGUGAUGGCAUUUGGUGGAUUGGCAGUUGGAUAUGGAUCAAGUGCCGGACUACCUGAAUUCAUACUUGGUGCUUUCAGAUCUUACGGAUCUGUUACUGCUAUUUUCGGAGCAUUUUCCUAUGCGAUAUUUGAGAAACAAUUUGGUGUUCUGAUAUCGGGAUUAAUCGGAUUACUCGUCCAACAAGUAUUCGCAAUACUGGCAGUCAGUUCCGUGUUCCUUCCUGGAUCCCCUAUGAAUAUAAAAAGUUAUAUGGAAAAUAUCACGAUGGGUACCUGGUGGCAUGAUAUGGUUCACAGUUUCGAUGGGAAAAAUUCAACGGGAGUCAGUCCGCAUGUGGAUUGGGCUAGUUUUACUUCCGAUGGUGUCAGUUUGGCCAGUAUUAUGGCGUUUUUAGUUGCCAUCGCAUCUGCAAGAUAUGGUAAGCAAUCAAAAUGUGAACACUCUUUUUUUCUUCCAGGACUCUGGUGCAUGGAUCUUGCUGUUACCCAAAUAAUGCAAAUGACUAUUCCUGAAACAGAGAGAAAUACAGUAUUUGGAACUCAUAAUGCUCUUUGUAACACGUUUUCGGUGCUCAAAGAUAUCUUGGUUAUUAUUCUUCCGUUACCGUCCACAUUUGCAAUUUGUAUAUUCAUUUCUUAUGGUUUUGUCACCGCUGGUCAUCUAUCAUACAUCUAUUAUAUGCUGAAAACCAAAAGAUUCUCAAGAGGUGAAAGAAGAAGGCAAUCUGAGGUGGGACCAGCAGAAGAGAUGGAUGAACUCAAUCCUUUCAAAGAAUGA
Molecule: messenger RNA, 2301 nt
Organism: Caenorhabditis remanei
Lineage: Eukaryota; Metazoa; Nematoda; Chromadorea; Rhabditida; Rhabditidae
Exons: 7
Coding region: 1-2301 (766 amino acids)
Biological process (GO): iron ion transmembrane transport
Cellular component (GO): membrane
Molecular function (GO): iron ion transmembrane transporter activity
Source: RefSeq, a predicted model, not a curated record